This is a messenger RNA of Misgurnus anguillicaudatus (oriental weatherfish), 2933 nucleotides long. RefSeq names its product fibroblast growth factor 13a (gene fgf13a). Gene Ontology annotation, molecular function: growth factor activity. NCBI's taxonomy places the organism in Eukaryota, Metazoa, Chordata, Actinopteri, Cypriniformes, Cobitidae. The record is from RefSeq and is a predicted model, not a curated record.
UUACAUCAGCCGUCACCCUCCGCCCCUGUCUUACAGUUCUGUGGUAAGAAGCGAUCACAAACGCCACGCGUUUCUUACAGUUGGAUAUCAUCAUAUUAAGAUCUUGGAGUAACUUGGAGUUGUAAUCUAUAUUACAAACGGACUAAAAAGAUUAACUUGAAGCAUCAACUGUCUCGUGCACACCCCCACACACAAAGCGCGCGCACGCUGAAGAGCGAGUCUGCGCUCGCUAACAGGUGUUUGACACACACGGCUGUCCUGUGUGCUGUGACCGACGUUUCUUGGGAUGCUGCAAAACGCGUGUAGCAUUUUCUACGUUAUUGGUCAGAUAGUGACAUUACAGACGCGGUUAGAUUGCAGCUAUUUGAAUGUAGCCUACUGUAAACCAGUUUAGGGUUACUUUCUUUCCGAAGAAUAGCCGCAACGUUUAAGAAAUGCGUGUACUAUUACCUACGUAAUUUUGUUUUUACCCUGUAUUAGUUUACUCUACUGACGUACGACAAAUGGCGGUUAAUAGUAAAUGAGGACUUGGACGUGAGCUUUCAAGUGUAAGUUUUCUCUGACAAAUCUGUUGUGGAGGAAGUGAGGAACUGUGUCCGCUGAAAGUUUUGGGUGUCGCGCCGUCAAACUGGCCAUGGCUGCGGCGAUCGCCAGCUCCCUGAUCCGGCAGAAGAGGCAGGCGAGGGAGCGUGAGAAAUCAAACGCCUGCCGCUGCGUGAGCAGUCCCAAUAAAACCAAAGGAACAUGCGAGAAACCCAGUCGACUCAGUGUUUUCUCCAGAGUCAAGCUUUUCGGCUCCAAGAAGCGCAGGAGAAGACGUCCAGAGCCCCAGCUGAAAGGGAUCAUAACGAAGCUGUACAGUCGACAGGGCUUUCAUUUGCAGCUCCAAGCAGAUGGAACCAUUGAUGGCACCAAAGAGGAGGACAGUGGUUUCACCAUGUUCAACCUCAUCCCAGUGGGUCUGCGAGUGGUGGCCAUCCAGGGAGUUCAGACCAAACUCUAUCUGGCCAUGAACAGUGAGGGCUACCUGUAUACAUCAGAACACUUCACACCAGAGUGUAAGUUUAAAGAGUCUGUGUUUGAGAACUACUACGUGACGUACUCCUCCAUGAUCUAUCGGCAGCAGCAGUCAGGCAGGGGCUGGUACCUGGGCCUAAACAAGGAAGGAGAGAUCAUGAAAGGCAACCAUGUGAAAAAGAACAAACCUGCUGCACACUUCCUUCCCAAGCCUUUGAAAGUGGCCAUGUACAGGGAGCCCUCUCUGCACGACCUGACCGAAUUCUCGCGCUCUGGCAGCGGCACGCCCACCAAAAGCCGAAGCGCCUCGGCUAUGCUGAACGGAGGCAAAGCUGUGAGUCAGAACGAAUCGACGUAGCCCGGCUAUCCCGGCCCAACCUUACGCCUUCACCAAAACCUCUGAAUGCUUGUGACUUCACACAGACUUCUCUCCAAAAGCUCUCAGCGGUUCAGGACGACGUAAAACAUGAAACAUAGCAUAACGUGACACUUUCCAAAUUAGAGUAACGUUUGAUCGGUCUUUUUUACAGUCAGCUCAUUUUGGUUUGUUUGGCUUUUUUGAUUUUUCAAUAGAUCACCACUAUAAUAGCCUUCUGCAACACAAAAAUUGUAGCCUUUAAUGCAAUGGGACAUUUCUUUUCAAGUCCCUAAAUUGUCUUUGGGUUUAUCUUUAAAUCAUCGAGGUUCAUCGACUAGCAUUGCGGGUCCUGAUGCAUUUCUUAAGAAUUCAGGGCAGUAAGUGAGGGUUUAGCUGCUUGGGUGUCCUCCAUGCUUCCUGAGUGUGAAGUGAUAGAGAAGCCCCUUCAUCCCCAGCGUGUAUGGGGGGCUGGCGCUAGCUCUCCUGCGUUCUAGUGCACUCGCUAAGAGGGCGUGCUCUCUAGCAUGGGAAUAUAAAGCCUGCAUUUUGCUCACACGAAAAGAGACGUCGAACCUCUCGGAUCUGAGAGGCGGUGGAUCCGUCUUGCUUGCUAAUUGAUUCAAUUAGCUGUGAGCUUUUCUUACUUUUCUUCCUCUUGUUCUUCCCUCAUAUCAGUGUUUUUGAAGUUCAAAGAGUGACUGAAAAUCCAGCACACCAAAGACUGAACUGCGAGAGUUCCCCUCGAGAUGUCAGACCAUAUAUACAUACUCACGAUGGGAGGUGACAAACUGGUUUUGUGUACAUUUUUAAGAGGUUUGGGGUGGGUUAAGUGGUGUGGGUUGUGAGGGGUGGGCAGUAUUUUAGCCAGUUUUUGCGAUUUGAGAAGGCUGUUUAAUGUCUUCCCUUCUGUAUCUUUUGUGUCCCGUUGUCUCCAAGUUCCUUUAGUCUGUGAGCGUGGUUUUUGCCUUUCCCGUCCAUGUCUGUUAUCUUUUGGUUAAAACUGUUAAAGCAGACAUGACAGUGAAGUCCCACCUGGACUUUUGUUUUUUUUGUGUAUAAGUAAGUUGCGGUGGUGACCAUUUUCUAUUUCAGCAAGCAAGCAAAAAAGAUACUGUGGAUUUUAAGUUGAUUGAAAUUUUGUAAAAGUGAAAAAGAAAAAAAAAUUCUUGUACAGGGCAUGUACAAAUCAGGUUGUGUACAAUAAGGACCUUUAUUGUAGGCUGCAGUAUGUAUUCUUUUCCUCUGGCAACAUAACUUCAUACAUGCUAUGGGGGUCCUUCUCUCUUCUUUAGUCUUCUGGGUUAUUUUCAUAUGUUAGAUGAACAUACAGUAUCUGUUGCAUGGAAGACUGCAGACAGGUGCCGAAUAGAGCUGCAUGAUGUAGGUUAUGUGUAUUAACUCUUUGUUGGAUCAUGUGUUCCAAACUACCAGGAUUAAACUGAUAAACAACAUGUAUGUACUGACCGGCACUCUGCCUGGUACCAUCAAGUUGUUUCUUAUUUGUUGUGUACAUACAAUGCACUGAAUAAAAUGUUUAUAUUAAGAUAUACUUUUAAAA